GGGUGUUAUAAAGUUUAAAACUUUUCUAAUUUCUCCUCCCGUCUUCACCUAUAAAUACAGCCAUUUUAUACCCAAAUUCCUCAUCUUUUCAUUUUCAGGGAAAAUAAUCCAGAAACCUGAAAAAACCUCCAUGGACAACAAAAUGCGACAAGAACAGAGCAAUUCCAUGAACCUCACCGACAUCAGAACUCUGCUCUCUAAUCUCCUCCUAUCUCGUCAAUCAACCAACACUCUCGAUUCUAUUUUCUCCUAUUGUCUGCCUUCCGCCGCCGCAGCCGCCGCCCCUGUGUUGGAGCCGGCGCUGGGGUCCUCUGUGUAUCUCCGUCAGAGAGAUCUGGUCCACCAAUUCUGCGUAGAGAAUCACCAUGGAUGCUCGUCGCCGAAUCUGCAGCAUCAACAACGCGACCACCCAGUUGGAAUUUCCGUCGGAUAUGGGGGUUUUCCGGGGGCGGUGAAGAAGAAGCUGUACAGGGGAGUGAGGCAGAGGCAUUGGGGGAAAUGGGUUGCGGAGAUUAGGUUGCCGCAGAACAGAAUGAGGGUUUGGUUGGGGACCUAUGACACGGCGGAGGCUGCCGCUUAUGCCUAUGAUAGGGCGGCGUACAAGCUGAGAGGCGAAUAUGCGAGGCUGAAUUUUCCCAAUUUGAAGGAUUUUAGGAAUUUGGGGUUUGCUGAUUGUAGCCGAUUGAAUGCUCUGAAACACUCUGUGGAUGCCAAAAUUCAAGCCAUUUGUUUGAAGAUGAAGAGGGAAAGGGGUAAAACGAGUAGCAAGAAAUCGAAUCCCAAAAACGGCGCCGUUUCUGCAUCCUCUUCGAUGUCGUCGCCGUCGCCGUCGCCGUCGCCGGUAUCGGCGGAGUGGUGUUGGAGAGGUGAAAUGGUGUGUUCGUCGGCGGUUUCGGAAGAAGAUGGGUUUUGGAGGUCGGAGAAUUCUCCUCCGGUGUCGUCGUCGUCGUCCGGGUCGGCGGUGGCUGUGGCGGGGGAAGGGGUUUGUGAAGGGUAUUCUUCAUUAGCGAAGAUGCCGUCUUUUGAUCCGGAUUUAAUCUGGGAAGUUCUUGCAAAUUAAAUUAAAUUAAAUUAAAUUAAAUGAAAUUCCUCUCUUCUUCUCUGAA
Messenger RNA from Cucurbita pepo subsp. pepo (vegetable marrow), 1106 nucleotides. Its product is annotated as ethylene-responsive transcription factor ERF061. Gene Ontology annotation, biological process: regulation of DNA-templated transcription. The record is from RefSeq and is a predicted model, not a curated record. NCBI's taxonomy places the organism in Eukaryota, Viridiplantae, Streptophyta, Magnoliopsida, Cucurbitales, Cucurbitaceae. Gene Ontology annotation, molecular function: DNA-binding transcription factor activity; DNA binding.